Colletotrichum abscissum is the source of this 921-nucleotide messenger RNA. RefSeq lists its product as uncharacterized. Lineage: Eukaryota; Fungi; Ascomycota; Sordariomycetes; Glomerellales; Glomerellaceae. The coding region runs from base 1 to 921 and encodes 306 amino acids. The record is from RefSeq and is a predicted model, not a curated record. The transcript is spliced from 3 exons.
AUGCCGCACACAUGGAUUCAAAUCAUCGAGGGAAAUCCACCAUCAGCCGCCAUCAGUCUGCCUCCAUCCAUCCAGCGUUCACAAAGGCCCUCCGUCGUCAGUGUAGUCGACGACGAGCCCAUGCGUGAGGAAGGCCAAGGAGUCGAGGUGAUUCGCGCCAGGAAGCAUAUCGUCAUCAAUAGAGUCAACUUUCAAUGCAACGCCUUUUCUCAAGCCCAUCCGGCUCAUGUUCCUGGCCAUGUAAAGUACCUUGUGCGGUGCAGUCGCGCUGCUGGGGUGAUUUGUCGGUGGUCCAUGCUUAUGAGCGACGCUGUUCUCUUCGUUGCCAAGGACGUACCGUCUGCGCGUCGGCUGCUCCGUGCGUGGGACCUGGAGUGCAGGGGCCUGCCACCUAUCCACCGUCCGGUAGGAAGCGUCGUGGUUAGGAACAUUGGUGAAAACAUCGACUUAGAGAGCCUGGCCAUCAUGUUCAUUGAUGAACGACCAAACUGCUAUUUCGGCAACGUAAAAGUGACCCGAGGCGUGUAUAGACCCGGAAAGAUCCCUGCUGAUGUACUCUCCCGGAUUCGAGACGUGAGGAAUAAGAGAAGGGAGGAAAAAACACUCUGGGAUUGGUAUACGCUGUUCCGGGUCUCUCGCGGACUUUUGCAGCAGUUGGCCAGUGCGCCCGAGGCGGCGCCGGGUAUGAACUUGGACGUCAGCUACGUGUCGGCAUUCGACCAAAGCCGGUUGCCCCAACCGCUGAGGCAGAUGAGACCCUGGCUAGAGGAGGCCUGGAGCGAGUGGAUCCAGCAGGCUACGUCUCUGGGCGAUCUUCGGCAGAUGAGAUUGCCGAUACUGGCGAAUGCCCUUUCACAUGAUAUGGCGGCCUAUUACGGUGGGUUCUGUGGCCAGACCGUUUUCAGGGAAAUGCACUCGUAA